Molecule: messenger RNA, 2444 nt
Organism: Stegastes partitus (bicolor damselfish)
Lineage: Eukaryota; Metazoa; Chordata; Actinopteri; Pomacentridae
Product: deoxynucleoside triphosphate triphosphohydrolase SAMHD1-like
Exons: 17
Coding region: 1-1731 (576 amino acids)
Biological process (GO): dGTP catabolic process; regulation of innate immune response; defense response to virus
Cellular component (GO): nucleus
Molecular function (GO): dGTPase activity
Source: RefSeq, a predicted model, not a curated record
AUGGAUGAGUACAUGGACAUCUUCCUUGACAAAAAAGCCACCAAGGAGGACGUGAUUCAGGCCAAAAACAACAUCACUGCUGUGUAUCUGCGAGAUGCCACUAUUGCCGAUCUGGCCUCAUUAGGCAUUGAUAAAAAGUUGGCAGAGGAAAUCCUCUGCUUAAUCCGGGAAUGCUGGAAAACCACAGUACAAGGCAAGGUCUUUAAUGAUCCCGUCCACGGACACGUGGAAUUCCAUCCACUGCUCAUCAAGAUCAUAGAUACGCCUCAGUUUCAGAGACUACGAUACAUCAAGCACCUUGGAGGGGUCGGUUAUGUUUUUCCUGGUGCAUCCCACAGCCGCUAUGAACACUCAAUUGGUGUGGGGUACUUAGCAGGGCAGCUUGCACAAGCUCUGAGAACAAAGCAAGAAGAUCUCGACAUCACUCCUGAGGACAUACUGUGUGUGCAAAUAGCAGGACUUUGCCAUGAUCUGGGACAUGGACCUUUUUCCAAGGUGUUUGAGGAAAUAUUCCUCCCUCAAAAAUGUUGUGACUGGAAGUCUAAGAAGGCCUCUGCAGACAUGUUUGAUCACCUGGUGAAAAGCAAUGGUUUGGAGAAGGUGAUGAAGGACUACAAACUAGACUUGCCAAAGGACCUGGAAUUCAUCAAGGAGAUGAUUCAAGGACCUGAAGACACUCAAGCAGUCGCUCAGAGCACGUGGCCAUACAAAGGUCGAACAAAGGACAAGUCCUUCCUCUAUGAAAUUGUGGCAAAUGAGAAAAAUGGCAUUGAUGUGGUCAAGUUUGACUACCUUGCCAGGGACUGCUACCACCUGGGCAUCCCUCAGGGCUUUGACUAUCGCCGCUGCCUGGUGUUUGCCAGAGUGUGCAGGGUGAACAGCGAGAGACACAUCUGUUUUAGAGACAAGGAGCUGGACAAUCUGUGUAACAUGUUCCACACAAGGAGCUAUCUCCACAGAAAAGCUUAUCAGCACAGAGCAACCAAGAUCAUAGAGGUUAUGAUCAGUGAUGCCUUCUCGACUGCAGAUGAGCACAUCCAGAUUGAGGGCUCAGGAGGGGAGAUGUUCACUCUGUCCACAGCCAAAAAUGACAUGGAGGCCUACACCAAGCUGACAGAUCACGUGUUUGAGAAAAUACUUUACUCCCCCUCUAAUCCUCCUGAGGUGAUUAAGAUGCUACAAAAAGAGUUAGAAGAAACAGGAUCACAAACAACGGACCCCUACAUGGAGAAGAAAAAGGAGAUAAUUGAUAAAGCACUCAAAUCCUCCGAGGAGAUGGCUCAGGCAAGGCAGAUUCUACACAGGAUCACGACUCGGAAAACCUACAAGUUUCUGGGCGAAAGGGAUGCUGAGAGACCCACAGAGGAGUUGAUCAAGUCUUGGAAAAACCAGCUAGCUAUCUUCCCCCCUGCGGGGGACACUCGUCAGGUCACACUCAGACCAGAGGACUUGGAGAUUGUUCACUUCAACAUAGGCCAUGGGAAACAACAUGAGGCCUUCAUCAGUAACACAUACUUCUACACAAAGAGAAACCCCAACAGACCAUUCCGGUUCCCCCGAGAUAAGGUGUUGAAGCAUCUCCCAAAGCUCAUGUCUGAACAGUUCAUUGGGGUUUACUGUAAGAACUCUGACAAUGAGGUUGUGGAGGCUGCCCAGAAGAAGUUUGACCAGUGGGACGAAAAACUGGACUCUCAGGAUGGAGGCAAAGCAACACCAGAAAACAUCACAUAAAGCUAAAAAAAAGUGAGAGGUGGAGAUGAACAUAGAUAAUUUCAUCUGCUUCAUUUUAGAUUCCCUUCCAUAUGCAACAGUCUAUGUCAUAUAUUAAACUGAAUCACUGUUUCCUACCAUGUUUGAAUGACAAACAUGCAAUAAUGUACUUCUGCUUGAACAAUCAAUCAUACUUUGUUUUAUUAGAUAUUGGCCACAGUCGUGCUGUAUGCUGCAUGAGUGAUAGAAUCUAAUUUGCGGUUUGGGUAUUGUGACUAUUUAGUGACUUAGAGUAAUUCUAAUUAAGCACAGACAUCUCAUAAAAUGCUAUUUCGUUUGUGAGUGAUUUUCUAAAUGUUUUUGGUUGUUGAUAUAUGUCUGACUUUGCUAUCUAUAUUUAAACUUUCAACAUUUUAUUGUCACUUUGUCAGUUUUUAAACUUUGUGUUUUAAUAUCUCUUAUUGGUAGCAUAAUUUAAAAUAUAUAAACAUUGCUGCAUUUUGAAAUGGGCUGCUUGGAAGCACUUUGUAUCAUCACAAAAUAUUUUAAAUAAAUGAUUCAUUACUAUUAUGAUUACACUACAUAAUACACAUUUUCAUUGUACUCCCACCUGUACGGGUUAAGACAAAGUUUGGGUUCUGAUGUAUUUUUCUCAUAGUGUAACAAUUAUAUAUUUUAGAUGGUUUGGUAGCUAUUGAUGCCUGGUCCAAUUGAAAUAAAGCUCUUUUUUUCUU